CCUCCAUGAGCUGCUGCUGGAGCCCAGCCGGAGGAUGGAGGUGCAGGCCUUCUUCCCGCACCUGUUCCUGGUCCUGCUGUUCCGCAUCUCCUCCCUCCUGGGGGUGGGGGCCGCCCAGCCCCCUGUGAGCCAGGGGAUGGACCCUGUCAGCUGCUCCGUGGAGGCGCUUAAGACCUUGAUGAGGAGCGCAGGGUACAGCGACCACGUGUCCUACGUUCAGAAGCUGCAGGGCUGGGAGCUGCUCACCAGUCCGGAGAGACACCGCGAGGGGGUGGCCCUGCUGGGCAGGGCCAUGGUCGUCCGCAGCUGCUGGCACACCCGCCCGGUGUUCCGCCUCACCGUCCGCGUCCUCCAGGACCCGGACCUCGAGAACCACAUGACGGCUCUUGUGUUCUUCACCGAGGCGAGUGGCCGGGCUGGGGAGCGGGUACUCCAGGGGGCUGUGGCCUGA
Messenger RNA from Bubalus bubalis (water buffalo), 451 nucleotides. Its product is annotated as maestro heat-like repeat-containing protein family member 7. The record is from RefSeq and is a predicted model, not a curated record. Bases 35 to 451 code for a protein of 138 amino acids. Gene Ontology annotation, cellular component: cytoplasm. The transcript has 3 exons. Lineage: Eukaryota; Metazoa; Chordata; Mammalia; Artiodactyla; Bovidae.